Carassius auratus (goldfish) is the source of this 2922-nucleotide messenger RNA. RefSeq names its product tetraspanin-7-like. Lineage: Eukaryota; Metazoa; Chordata; Actinopteri; Cypriniformes; Cyprinidae. The transcript has 8 exons. The coding region runs from base 63 to 812 and encodes 249 amino acids. Gene Ontology annotation, cellular component: plasma membrane. The record is from RefSeq and is a predicted model, not a curated record.
CGGAUCUAGAGUGACUGGAGCGCAGCGACGGAGAAUCACAGCAGCACAAACCCACUGCGCUCAUGGCACCAAGGAGAAUGGAGACCAAACCAGUCAUUACCUGCCUCAAAACACUCCUCAUCGUCUAUUCCUUCGUCUUCUGGAUCACGGGGGCGAUCCUGCUGGCCGUGGGAUUAUGGGGGAAGUUCAUUCUGGGUCCCUACAUCUCUCUGAUCGCUGAAAACUCCACCAAUGCUCCCUACGUGCUCAUCGGGACCGGGAUCACCAUCAUUGUGUUCGGGCUGUUCGGAUGCUUCGCCACGUGCCGCGGGAGUCCAUGGAUGCUCAAACUGUAUGCCAUGUUCCUGUCUCUGGUGUUCCUGGCGGAGCUGGUCGCUGGCAUCUCGGGCUUUGUUUUCCGUCAUGAGAUCAAAGGCACCUUUCUGAGGACGUACAACGAGGCCGUUGAGAACUACAAUGCCCAAGACGAGAGGAGCAUCGCGGUGGACAACGUCCAGAGAAGUUUGCAUUGUUGUGGUGUUCUGAACUACACCAGCUGGUUCUCCAGUGUUUAUUAUCCUGAGAAUGGACUUCCUCCGAGCUGCUGCGCUAACAUCUCCGACUGCACCGCCUCAGACCUGCGAAACGCCACCAUAGCUCCCACCAAAAUCCAUCAGCAGGGCUGCUAUGAGUUAGUGACGACUUUCAUUGAGACUAACAUGGGCAUUAUUGCUGGAGUAACGUUUGGAAUUGCAUUCUCGCAGCUGAUCGGGAUGCUGUUGGCCUGCUGUCUGUCGCGAUUCAUCACUGCCAAUCAGUACGAGAUGGUGUAGCGGCGUGUGCACAGGCACAGAAGACGUACGACAUCUUGGAAAAAGGGAAAGCAACCCAAAAAUGCUAGCACAAUCCAUUCUUUCUCAUCUCUUUUCUUAUUCUUUCUCUCCUUUUAUCUUUCAUUCUGUCUUUCCUGUCUUCUUUUUUCUCCUUUCCGUCAUUCCUUAAUCAUGCAGUUGUGCCAUGACCAAAACCUCUCCUUUCAAAACGUCAGCGUUAGCGAGGAAAAGGAAAUGGUUUUAAGACGCACUCCUGCGCACGCAUACUCUGUACAAAAACCUUGCAUGCGAAAACCAUCUCACACACACACACACACACACACACACUAAAACUAAAGUUAACAGUGUUUUUGUAACACUGCGUCCUAACCAGUCACACAAAAGCCAAUCGAUAUCUCAAUCUCUCACUAGCUGCAUAUCAAAUAUGUUCAGGUUAGCUUUGGUUUUUAGACUUUUUCUAUUUUUAGACAGAGAAAUUACUUAUUGCUUGGGACAUGAAUGCAACUUAAGUGUGAUCUGUUAGAUAUUUAUCCUUUUUUUGAGAAGAAAAAAGAUUUAAAAGCAGUUUUUUCUUUGUUUCUAUUUGCCACAUUGCAGUUGGUAUAGCUUCGCCCCCCGGUGAAUUCUCAUUGGUCCAGAUAGAUGUAUAUUACACAUCAGACGUUCUGAUUGGCUAUUUCGGACAUUGGCUUUUGGCUAUUUAGGACACGGUGUUACUUAACCCCUAGAAAGUGAGAUUUGUUAGUUAAUUGCUUUUUCAAGAGGAAAUCUAUUAAAAAUGAAAAAAAAAAAACCAAUGCAGAUGACAAGAUGUUUUUGUUGUUGUUGUUGCUGUCGUAAAAUCUUUGGCAAAGGGGUUUAUCUCAGAAAUUGCUUUUUUUUUUUGUCAUAUCAUUUGGAUUUCAUUUUUUGCUCCACACAUCAGCGCUGGUUUGAAAAAAGAUUCAACAUAAUACACGUACAGAGUCAAAACCGUCAAUUUGUCUUGUCGUGAAAGCCAAAAACAAGCAAUUUUCUGCCACAUAUAGCCAGAACUCCCAUUUAGCCUGAAGUCUUAACAUGAGCAUUUGAAACUAGUGGCUUUUACAUUGUUGUAAGACAAGCAGAUGUAUUAGAGUACUAACUGAACACUGUUUAAUGGGUAAUUAUGCAUUUUAUGAGUUGUAGUUACGGUUUAACACCAUUUCUACCUAGAGACACUCUGUAUUUUCUAUUAUUUAGAGGCUUUUUACUGUAGGAAUGUAAUCGCACCUCAGUGUUGAGGAUGUUCAUGCUUAACAAUUGUUUUCAAGCAGAUGAUUAUAUGCAUGAGAUAAAUGAAGGAGAAAUAUAAUUUCGGUAUGAUUACAAAUAUUUAUAAAAAUGCUAUAUUGAGAAAUUUUUUUAUUUUUUUUUGAAAGGCUACCGUUUGUCAAAACACUUUGAUCUAUUUAUGAUAUGAUUAUGCUACCCGCUCUUAAAAACAGUUGGAUCGUUCAAAUGCUGGGAAAAGAUUGAUUUACGACUUUAUAUGAAUUGAAAUAAUGGCAGGUUUUCUGGAGGUCAGGAAUUCUAGGAUCACUUGUUCUUUGCAUAAUAAAACGCUUUAUUGGUUCGCAGUUUUUGCUAAAAAUCAACCAAGCUUUAGACGCCGCUGCUGUUUAUUUAUUGUUUAUUUAUUUGCAUGUGUGGUAGAAAUCACUGCAGUCUUUGGCUUUCUUUACUUUUUCUUUUGAAUCGUGAAGUACUGUCAGCUGGAUUCCAUAUUUACACGUCAAUGUGCAUUUCUCUUUUUACAUUUCAUUUUGUGUUGUUGUUUUGUAUGUUUUUUUUUUCUCAUUGAUCAUUAAUUUUCAUUUAAGACACAUAGCUGUUAUAUUAAAAUGUUAAAGCAUCAUUUCUGCAGCUGCCCCUAGUGUUGAUGGGUCAUUAAGUAUUAGAGUCCAGAAUUCAUAGUCUGAACACACGUGAUGAACUACACAUCUCCAGAUAGUCGAGCGGAGUAAUAAUAUACUUUGUUUAAUAAAAAGAAAACUUUUUAAAAUGCAUCACCAGCUAGCAUGCCAAUAAAAUGUACGUUGAUAUUGUAAACAACCGUAAUCUCUAUGAAUAAAAUGGUUCUUCGUCGUUA